Messenger RNA from Rhinichthys klamathensis goyatoka, 979 nucleotides. RefSeq names its product small nuclear RNA activating complex, polypeptide 3 (gene snapc3). Gene Ontology annotation, molecular function: core promoter sequence-specific DNA binding; bent DNA binding; RNA polymerase II cis-regulatory region sequence-specific DNA binding. Gene Ontology annotation, cellular component: snRNA-activating protein complex. The transcript has 6 exons. The coding region runs from base 11 to 754 and encodes 247 amino acids. The record is from RefSeq and is a predicted model, not a curated record. Lineage: Eukaryota; Metazoa; Chordata; Actinopteri; Cypriniformes; Leuciscidae. Gene Ontology annotation, biological process: snRNA transcription by RNA polymerase II; snRNA transcription by RNA polymerase III.
AUAGCUUGUUAUGGCGGAAGGAAGUAACGUUAGUUUGAUGCGCGAAGAAAAGCUACUUGAAAACGUGCCUGCUUAUGAAUUCAUUAACGUAAACUCAAACGAGUUUCAUAUUGGCACGUUUAGAGCUUUAUGGCUGGAUGUGUUAAAUCCGGAGGUGUAUUCAUACUGUAACUCAGCCCCAGAGAUUGAGGAUGUGGAGUUCAUUGAAGAGAUGGGCAUCGAGCCCAAGACAUUGGAUGAACUCAAAAUCAUCUGCAGUGUUGAUUCCCUGCGAAGUGGACAUGAAGACGCAGACAAUGUGCCAUCAGAUCCUCAUCUAUCCACACUGAAAUUACGCAAGAGAAGACAAGAUUAUAAAGAAACACUGACCAGAGACACUGUUGACCGACAUGAAGUCUAUGCCAAUGAAAUGGAGAUGAUAUCUGUGGGUAAGAAGCCUGAUAACCCCAGAGACCUGAUUCCUGAAGGAGAAAUCAUAUUGACCUUUAAUAUUAUGUAUCCCAUUCUGUUUCAGCGGUUUAAGUAUGUGAGGGCAUAUCAGACUCUGCAUGUGUUGGGCUCUCAGAGGCUGAGUGAUCUUAGAGAUGCGAUUUGCUGCGUCAGUGACCUGCAGGUGUUUGGAGAGUUCAGCAACACUCCAGACAUGGUACCACAGUUCAUCAGCAAGGAUCAUUACAAGUCUGCUUUCUUUUUCUUCAAUGGAACAUUCUUCAAUGACACACGUUUCCCAGAAUGUCAAGACAUCAGCAUGUAAGAACUGUGUAGGUUAAUACUAUAUUAAAUACUGUUUAAUCCUACUAUAUUAAUAUAUAAGGUAGCAUUUAGAGAUUUUUAUUCUGAUAUUGCACUAAAUCCAAGAGUUUUACAAGACAAGUUACUAAAGACUGUAGAGAAAAGCUCCAGAUAUGAAAGACAGAAACUAGGGAUGUCCCUAAUAUCGGCUAUUUGCCGAUACCGAUAUCAAUCCGAUAUUUUUAUU